GCUCAGUUGAGCAACAGACGCGCCAGUGAGAUGAGCUGUCCCUAUGUUAGCACCGAGCACGACGAGCACGCUGUGCCGCUCUCGAAUGAGGUGGGCAAGAUCUAUGGCGAGUAUCUGAUGCUGGACAAGCUCUUGGACGCCCAGUGCAUGCUCUCCAAGGAGGACAAGCGGCCAGUGCACGAUGAACAUUUGUUUAUUGUCACACAUCAAGCCUAUGAGCUGUGGUUUAAGCAAAUAAUCUUUGAAUUUGACUCCAUACGCGACAUGCUCGACGCGGAGGUCAUACAUGAGACCAAAACACUGGAAAUUGUCAAGCGGUUAAAUCGUGUGGUUCUCAUACUAAAACUGCUGGUGGAUCAGGUGCCCAUUUUGGAGACAAUGACACCGCUGGAUUUCAUGGACUUUCGCAAGUAUCUGGCGCCCGCUUCGGGAUUUCAGUCGCUGCAGUUUCGUCUGAUUGAGAACAAGUUGGGCGUGCUGACCGAGCAGCGUGUGAAGUACAAUCAAAAGUACUCGGAUGCGUUUGGUAAGGACGAGCAGGCGCUGAAUGCGAUACACAGCUCCGAGGAUGAGCCAUCGUUGCUGGAGCUGGUGCAGCGCUGGCUGGAGCGAACGCCGGGACUGGAGGAGAAUGGCUUUAACUUUUGGCUAAAGUUCCAGCAGAGCGUCGACGAGUUUCUGGGCGCCGAGGUGCAGGAUGCGCUGCUGGAGCAGGACGAGCGCGCCAAGAACUAUCGCCUGAUGGACAUUGAGAAGCGGCGCGAGGUCUAUCGCUCCAUCUUCGAUCCGGCGGUGCAUGAGGCGCUGGUGAAGCGCGGCGAUCGUCGCUUCAGUCAUCGCGCACUCCAGGGCGCCAUCAUGAUAACGUUCUAUCGCGAUGAGCCGCGCUUCAGUCAGCCGCAUCAGCUGCUGACGCUGCUCAUGGACAUUGAUUCGCUGAUAACCAAGUGGCGCUACAAUCAUGUGAUCAUGGUGCAACGCAUGAUCGGAUCACAGCAACUGGGCACUGGCGGCUCUUCCGGCUAUCAAUAUCUGCGCUCCACACUCAGUGAUCGCUACAAAGUCUUUUUGGAUCUGUUCAACUUGUCCACAUUUUUAAUACCACGUGAGGCGAUUCCCCCACUGGAUGAUGCCAUACGCAAGCGGCUUAUUCAUUAAAUAUAUGCGUAUAUAUUAUAUAUUUUUUUUUCUACAUUUUAAUUGCAUUUAUUAUGUAUAAUCAUUGAAAUAAAUCCUCA
Molecule: messenger RNA, 1238 nt
Organism: Drosophila busckii
Lineage: Eukaryota; Metazoa; Arthropoda; Insecta; Diptera; Drosophilidae
Gene: vermilion
Product: tryptophan 2,3-dioxygenase
Exons: 5
Coding region: 31-1158 (375 amino acids)
Molecular function (GO): L-tryptophan 2,3-dioxygenase activity; heme binding; metal ion binding
Source: RefSeq, a predicted model, not a curated record